CAAGCACUCGAGUUUCGGUAGUGUGCAAUCCGGUUGUGAGCUGUCGAGGGUCGGAACGGCGAGUAGCAUCCAGUGGGCACCCAUGUCACACGAAAUCAGUGUGGCCGUCCGCGGAAUCAUUUUAGGAAUCGUUCGAUUCGAACAUGAGACAGUGCGACAGUAGUGGAGUGACGGUUGCUGAUUGAUUGACUUACGAGGCGGACGGUUACGUGGAAGCGCCGGGACGUCUGUAAUUGAACAAGCACACGGGCACACUGAUCGGAGGGGCAGCGUGAGUGUCCUGCAACUGAGUUCCCAGGACGCAAGGGUCGUAACAUAACUUAAAGGGCGAAGGAAUCAGAGAAGUUGUGUUGUCAGAAGCGGAUGUCGCGCAGUGAGUGCUUAUGGCUCGGUAGUGCGAUAGUCGCGGUACCGUUGAUUUGGGAAAUCGGAACUUGCCACUCCAUGGUCAGAGUCUCAAUAAAAAUCACAGGCCCGGGUGCAGUGACUUUCCGGUCCAAGAACUCUUUCUGAGCCCCGUUGUCGUCAUUGAAUUAGUGGAAAUGAGUGCGUGAGGUUGACUGGAGUGAAACAUCGCACAUUGCAUGCAACGUACUCAGUCGAAUAAAGUUAAUGUGAAGUGAACCAAGUGUGGAAUUGAAGCUAACUCGAAACCAAGCCUAACAAGUGCAAUUCGAAUAUGAUGGAACAGAAGACUAUGCCUCUAGAUUAUAGUAUAAAUGUUAAAAAUGAACCCGGCGCUGUUCACCAGUCGCAGCAUCACCAGUACCAAGCGGACGCAUCGCUCGUGUCCGCCACCGUCACAGUGCCUACGUCUGCAGUGCAGGUGCCCAGUUCGCAUAUCCCUUUGUCGACCGCGAAGAGUGGCCACCAGCAGACCAGCGCCAACAGCAGCCCUGCCGUUGGUGGACCCCCACUGAUUUCCAGCGCUUUUCGAGUGGUGACGCCGAAAACGAAAACCGACGGUACACGGAAUGUGGCCAGCCUUUCCCCAUUAUCUUUCGAAUUUCUGAGUCACUAUCGAAGACUAUUACCAAUGGGACCUGCGGCGAUACGUAACAAUUCGGAGGUCGGGAGUAAGACAACAAACUCAACUACAGCACGGUCCCGAUUUAGGAUCAAUACCGAUGGAUUCGUCACCGUCUAUGCUUUCCGGACUAAGAAUGAGAGAUACAAUCGAUGCAACAGUUCCUACAAACGCUAAUGAAGCAUCACAACAUCCUGCAGCUGUGACAAUUCCUCUUCACUCACCUGAAAGUCAAAGUCAUCAGAAAACAAUCAGAGAUGAGCUAACUUUUAGUAUAAAUCGAUUGGUGAAACCGACUGAAGCGACGUCAGAAGAUGAAGAUAACAAUAAUACCUACGAACAUAAAUCUUCGCCGAUUUGUGAUAGUACUCAUGAGCUGGUUAAUAAUAUCCAUCACGCUAGUCGACACCAUUUUCUUAGAGAAUUUCGAUCCCGUUCAAGGAGUCAGUCGCGGUCGCCCCGAGAUGAUAUGCGGUCGCGAUCACGAUCUAGUUCGUUAGAACUGGAGGUGGACUCUCCUCCUCCGCUACCAGCGAAAUCAAUUAGUGUUUCAGAAUCUCCAGUUACAGAGCUGUCUACGAGUUCCAAAAAAUCGGAGAUCUUCUCAGUAUCAGCCUUACUUCGACAAGAUGAACCGAGAACUUCAAAAUCACCAGUACCUGUUGGACCACUCGAAGCAUUUAGGAAUAGUUAUACGUCGACGGGAUAUGACCAUCAAGCUGCUAUGCUGCAUCGGUCAAUACUUCCUCAGUUGCCGUGGUGGGCAACCUUGGCGUUUCAUCAAGGUCAACAGCAGCCAGGCGCACCUGGAAGUUACCAUCCUGCAUCACAAGAGGACUUUCUUCGAUUUAGAAACUUAAUAUCUCAAUCACAAGGACCUGCUAAUACUCCUGGCGCGCACUUGGGUUUCCCGCAUCCAACACAUUUGCACUUCCAUCACAUCCCAAAAUGGCCUGUUUUAUCGCAAUUUAGUGACCUUUAUUCCUGUAUGAAGUGCGAGAAAAUGUUUUCGACAGCUCACGGCCUAGAAGUGCACGCCCGCCGGACUCAUCAUGGAAAGAAGCCAUUCGCUUGUGAACUUUGUAACAAAACGUUUGGCCACGAAGUCAGUCUCAGUCAGCACAGGGCUGUGCAUAACGUGGAGAAAGUAUUUGAGUGCAAACAAUGUGGUAAAAGCUUUAAACGGUCCAGUACGCUUUCAACUCAUCUCCUAAUACACAGCGAUACCCGGCCGUACCCGUGCAGCUACUGUGGGAAACGGUUUCAUCAGAAGAGUGAUAUGAAGAAGCAUACUUACAUACAUACAGGUGAAAAACCUCACAAAUGUCAAGUUUGCGGAAAAGCGUUCAGCCAGAGUUCCAAUUUGAUUACACAUUCCCGAAAACAUACCGGAUACAAGCCUUUUGCUUGCGAACUUUGCCACAAAUCAUUCCAGCGUAAAGUCGACCUUCGACGGCACAAAGAGACACAGCACACGGACUUAAGACCACUAAUUAAUUGAAGAAUAUUUGGCUGAAGAAUUUUUAUCAUAGCGUAAACUAAUAAUAGCGUGAACACUAACGAAACGGAAUCCUCUAUUCAAAUUUCUUUUCAUGAAUGUGCAAUUUAUAUAACAAUUAUGAGAUUUCUCUAAAGCCGUUGAGCGGAAAAGUCUACACCUUGCCUACAAUCAAUCAUCGAUUUUUUCCCUUGUGUUUUUCGAACUGCAUAUCAAUUUUUGAAACACUGAUCUUGAUGUAGUAAUAGCUUGAAAUACUUAUGUACGGAUAAAGUCACAGUACGGAAUGGUACGAAUUUACACGUUUCUUGAAGUUUGUGUAAAUAUUUGCGAGUUGUGCCAACGUUGCUGUUUUAAAUUUCCUAGGCGAAUCUACCUGAAGGUUUAAGUUAUAGGACGAAGGACUGAUUUUCGAAGAUAAUCCCGAUGGCGGUCUCUCUGUAAAAUAUUGUUAAUUAUGUUGGUGCUUAGAUUUAAUUCGAUAUUCACACAUUUAUAGUAUCUGAUAUGUUUUGUGCAAUAACCUCCAAAGAUUAUAUAGUGAGAAAUUGAUUCGAUAACCCACUGUAAAAAUACUUUUGCUAGUAACUUAUUGUAAUUCCAGUCUAGAAAUAAUUUUUAGAAUUUAUAAUGUAAAUAGA
This is a messenger RNA of Hermetia illucens (black soldier fly), 3166 nucleotides long. RefSeq names its product zinc finger protein Gfi-1b (gene sens-2). The transcript has 6 exons. The record is from RefSeq and is a predicted model, not a curated record. Bases 1128 to 2528 code for a protein of 466 amino acids. Lineage: Eukaryota; Metazoa; Arthropoda; Insecta; Diptera; Stratiomyidae.